Messenger RNA from Aureobasidium uvarum, 954 nucleotides. The record is from the annotation of a GenBank genome assembly. NCBI's taxonomy places the organism in Eukaryota, Fungi, Ascomycota, Dothideomycetes, Dothideales, Saccotheciaceae.
AUGAGCACCCGCAAGAGCGCGAUGAGUGCUUCGAAGGCCGAGAGCGGCAACACUGGAGACAUGGCAGAGUUUAACACAGCUUCCAAAAUCAACGACAAUGUUGCAGCCGAGUAUUUUCCCCCUCAUCGCUCCGAGAACAUCCAGGAUGUCGAAGAAGCCAGUGAGAUCUCCCGUGUCUCGCCAGCCUUGUUCCAAGAAGGAUCCACCGCAGAGAAGGUGCCAGCUUGGAAGGAAGUGCCGAGAAGCGAUCAUGACCAAGUCCAGUACAAAAAUCAGUUCAGCAUGACCAAGCCAAUCUUCAACAGACCAAGUCAGUCUCUGAGCCCCAUCAGCCAGCACAGUGCUGAGGAAGGCGACGCUCUGAACAUGUCGAACGGAAAACAAAAGGCAGAGAAGCAGGUCGCUUCCGAUGAUCAGCUCAAUGUGCCACUCACGGCUGAGGACAGAGCAAAGUCCUUCAUGCGUGAACGUCUGCAACACUGGAAGGACAUUCUGGAGGAACAGAAGUGCUCUUCACUUGACGAUGAGUUCAAGGGGGCCAGGCUACCAGUCCCCUUAGACUUCAAUGCCAGUAUGUUGAGUCGCGAAGACUACGAAGAACACCUCAGAGACGCCUCCGGCUGCGACUCCACCCACGCCACCACUUCCCCGAACGUCUCUCCCUCAGAACAAUCAACAGCAACAAGUGCCUUGCUCUACGGCCUCUCGGUCCUCAAAGCCGCUUUUCCAGCUCAACAGCAUGACAUGGUGACCUCACUCAUACACCCCAAAGUCCGAGUCUUGCAGCCCAGCUUGGCGUUUGAGAUGACUGCCUUGUUGCUGGAGAUUGACACGACGAAGUUGUUAAGCAUGACUGUUGACGAGGAGGCUUUGUUUGCCAGAGCGAAAAAGGUGGCUAGGGCCUGGGGAGUAGAGUUGUCGAGCCUUGACAAUAGUCCUGAUGGUGUUGCUUAG